AUGCUAAGUAAGGGUCUUUUAUCAAGAAGGUUUUUCAGUUCUUCGAGAAGUAAUCUAGAAAGCUUAAAAAUUGCAUUUUUCGGUUCAGAUGAAUUUAGUAUAGAGUCAUUGAGAAAAUUAGUCCAAAUAUCAAAAGAGAAACCUGGGGUAAUUGAUUCAAUUGAUCUUAUAGCAAGACCACCAAAAGCCACAGGGAGAUAUCUUAAAGAAGUUACAGAUGUUCCAAUUGCUUCAUAUGCUACAAGUGAAAACUUAGCUAUUCACAGAGCUGAAAAAGAUGAUGAGAUAAAUUCAUUAAUAUCUAACAAAUAUAACAUGGCAAUUGCAGUUUCUUAUGGUAAAUUAAUCCCAAACCAAUUUUUGAAUUCACUUAAAUAUUCCUUAAAUGUUCAUCCAUCCUUAUUACCAAAACUUUCAGGUGCAAGUCCUUUACAAAAAGCUUUAUUAAAUCAUGAUAAAACAACUGGUGUUACUGUACAAACUUUAAGUCCUGAUAAAUUUGAUAAAGGUGCUAUAGUGGAUCAAACUGAUGAAAUAUCGAUUGAAAAAGAUGAUACAUAUAAAUCUUUGAGAGAUAGACUAGCAAUUAUUGGGGCUGAUCUUUUGGGAAAAGUUAUCAUUGAUGGUUCUUAUAGUAAUCCAACUUUCAAAUCCAAAUAUAAAUUUUCUUAUACUGGGAAAAUAAGCCCAAAUAUGACAAAGAUCAAUUGGAAUAACUCAUCAUCUUUUGAUAUAUAUCGUCAAUUCAAUACACUGGGCCCAUUACAUACUUUUAAAGAGAUUCGUGUCAAGGCUAAAAAGGGCAUGACCAGAUUAGGUUGGAGAAGGGUGAUAUUGUAUGAUGUUGAACAAAUUAAAGAAAACUUAGAUUCAUUGAAACCUGGUCAAUUUAUUAAUAAAGAUUCAAAAGUGAUUAUUAAGACUUCUGAUGGUGCUAUUGCUGUUAAGGAACUACAAUUAGAAUGUGAAAAAAGAGAGGGUGCUGAUAAAUUCUACGCAUCUUUAAAGAAGAAGACUGGAGACACAGAAAAAAUCUUUCAAGAUAAACCUGAAAAUUCACAAGAUACGUUAAUCAAAACAUCCGAGCUACAAGUAUGA
This is a messenger RNA of Hansenula ciferrii, 1098 nucleotides long. RefSeq names its product methionyl-tRNA formyltransferase (gene FMT1). Gene Ontology annotation, molecular function: methionyl-tRNA formyltransferase activity. Gene Ontology annotation, cellular component: mitochondrion. The record is from RefSeq and is a predicted model, not a curated record. The coding region runs from base 1 to 1098 and encodes 365 amino acids. NCBI's taxonomy places the organism in Eukaryota, Fungi, Ascomycota, Saccharomycetes, Phaffomycetales, Wickerhamomycetaceae. Gene Ontology annotation, biological process: conversion of methionyl-tRNA to N-formyl-methionyl-tRNA; biosynthetic process. The transcript has a single exon.